CGGGAAUUUCCGAUAUAGGCCAAACUAAAACAAGAUACAGAUAUAGAAAUGUAAAUGAUGAAGUGGCGUUUAAAUAAAACAAUUUAUUGACAAUUUUAUAGCUGGUGUUAUUUUGGAUAAUAGAAAAACAGCAAGUGAGAAUUAAACGAUGGCUGGUGAACACAAAAACAAAACUUUAGACUACACUUUGCUAGAUUCACCACCUCAGUUGCUGGAAGAUGCCUUAGUACAUGAGUCAAAAACAGUUGAAGUGACCGUUGGGGAUAAGACACUUAAAAUCUACACUGAAAUCCUGGCCCAAAAAGACUGUAAACCCAAACUUGAUGUCCUCUUCCUCCACGGCAUGAGCUUCACCUCUAAAAAUUGGCUGGACAUCAAGUCUGUCUACCAUGUGGCUAACUGGGGCUACAGAGCAGUGGCUGUGGACUUGCCAGGUUUUGGCAAAAGUCUCAACCUCCUGCCCCCAGAGAACGAUGGAGAGUUUUUAAAAUCUUUUAUCUCAGAGCUGGGACUGAAGCCCCCUGUGAUUGUAUCCCCCUCUAUGAGUGGUUCCUUUUCUCUGCCCUACUUGUUUGAUGGUGAUGUCUCAACAGGUCUGGAGAGGGCAACGGCCUACGUACCAGUUGCUCCAGUUAACACUUCCAAGUAUGUCAAGCACUUUAGGACUAGCAAGAUCCCAACCAUGAUUGUUGUGGGUUCCAAGGAUUUGUCCAUUGGGGCCAGAAGUACUCAAGACUUAAAGCACAUCCCAGACCACUGGUACGCCCCUAUAGAAGGUGCCUCUCAUGCCUGCUACAUGAACAACCCCGAUGCCUUCCACAAGUUGCUUUUCUUUUUCUUGAAGAAUCUUGAAGUUUUGUAAUUGUUGGAUCAGAAUGUUGAAGUUUUGUAAUUGUUGGAUCAGAAUGUUGAAGUUUUGUAAUUGUUGGAUCAGAAUGUUGAAGUUUUGUAAUUGUUGGAUCAGAAUGUUGAAGUUUUGUAAUUG
Molecule: messenger RNA, 985 nt
Organism: Physella acuta
Lineage: Eukaryota; Metazoa; Mollusca; Gastropoda; Physidae
Product: putative protein-lysine deacylase ABHD14B
Cellular component (GO): cytoplasm
Source: RefSeq, a predicted model, not a curated record